Cyanistes caeruleus (blue tit) is the source of this 3260-nucleotide messenger RNA. The record is from RefSeq and is a predicted model, not a curated record. NCBI's taxonomy places the organism in Eukaryota, Metazoa, Chordata, Aves, Passeriformes, Paridae.
AUGUGUCUCCAUCAGCUCAGCUGCCAGGAGGAGUCCUCACCUACCGUGGGGAGAGGGGAAGCAUGGGUCGGCUCCCUGGCCAUGGGGAUGAUUUUUUUCUGCUCUCCCAUCGUCAGCAUCUUCACCGACCGGAUCGGCUGCAGGACCACGGCAGCCAUGGGAGCUACCAUCGCCUUCAUCGGGCUCCUCUCCAGCUCCUUCACCAAGUCCCUGGAAGUUCGUUAUUUCACCUAUGGGAUCCUCUUUGGCUGUGGCAGCUCCUUCGCCUUCCAGCCCUCACUGGUCAUCCUCGGGCACUACUUCAAGCGCCGCCUGGGCCUGGCCAACGGCAUCGUGGCCGGGGGCAGCUGCCUCAUCUCCGUGCCGCUCCCCUUCUUCCUGAAGAUGGUCGGGGGUGCCAUCGGGCUGGCACACACGUUCCAAGUACUCAGUGCCUUAAUGCUCAUCCAGAUCUUCUUGUCCAUGACCUACCGGCCCAUCCUGACGCCUUCUUGUGACUCUCAGCACGAUGGGCACGACAAGCUGGGCAGCCAGAGCAUGAGACAGCAGUGCUGGGCCCAGACCCGCAAGUAUUUCAACCUGAGGGUUUUCCGGAGAAAGACCUAUCGGAUUUGGGCCUUUGGGAUCGCUACUGCUGUCCUGGGAUACCUCGUACCUUACAUGAACCUGGUCAAAUACGUGGAGAAGCGAUUUCAGGAAACCAAGAAGGACUGGAUCCUCCUGGUUUGCAUCGGGGCCAUGUCGGGGCUGGGGCGCUUGGUUUCAGGCCGCAUUGGCGACUGCAUUCCUGGGCUGAAGAAGAUUUACCUGCAGGUCGCGUCCUUCAUGCUGUUGGGUCUCCUGUGCAUGAUGAUCCCCCAGUGCCGAGGCUUCGAGGGCGUCAUUGUCAUCUGCCUCUUCCUCGGCCUCUGCGACGGCUUCUUCACCACCAUCAUGGCCCCCAUCGCCUUCGAGCUGGUGGGGCCCAUGCAGGCGUCCCAGGCCAUAGGGUACCUCAUGGGGCUGAUGGCCGUGCCCAUGACCGCGGGCACGCCCAUAGCAGGAUACCUCAACGAUUAUUUUGGGAAUUACGACGCGGCCUUUUACUUUGCCGGGGUGCCGCCCAUCAUCGGCGGCCUGGUGCUCUCCGUGGUGCCGCUGGUCCACCAGAGGAUGCUGAAGAAGCAGCGCCUGGAUUCUGGCAAAGACAAGAUGCUGGUGUCGGAGGCGGUGGUGAACGGGGAGCUGCUGCCGGGCUGCCCAGCCUCCGAAGCGCACAUGUGACGCCGCUGCCGGCUCUCCCCGGGACACCAGCAGCCUCUCCAUAGCCCCAGCACAGGCCCUUUCCCAGACGGACCGGAAUUCCCAGUGAUCGCAGAUGCACUAUGUUUGUAAAGGAGAAAACACAAAAAGUUCUUCUAGUUAAAGGCUUUUAACUAGCAGAAAUGCUCUUUUUUUUUUUUUUUUUUUUUUAUGGCACAGUUUUGAUUUUAAAGCCACCUUUUUUUUUUUUUAUUAUUAUUUUUUUCCCCCUUCUAACCAUUCUUCUAAGGAGAACUCUCACCAGGAUUCAAACUUGAUCAAGCUCCCGCUCCUCUCCCUGGUUUUCUAUACGUCACAACAGAGGUUUACAGCAAAUAAAUGCCUUUUCCAAGCAGGCCACGGAUGGAACUUGUUGAACCUUGCAGCUGUCCAUCCUCCUCCUCCUCCUCCAGUGUCACUUGGGUGUCACAUCCAAGCGAGACAGCCCCUUCCCCGUCCAGCACCUGGGGCUGUUUUGGAGCCAGAGAUCCGAAGGAGGAAACGCUGCUUUAGUCUGAUGCACAAACCAAAUAAAUGUCAGCGAGUCCCGCUUUCAUCUUCUUCUUUCCUCCUUUCCCGCUGCUCUCCCACACCCCCAGGGAGCUGCAGCUGGGAUGACAGGGAGCUGGGCUGGCUCCAGCCAUCGGAGUCACGCGGGAGCACAACCUUCCUGCAAAAUAUGCCUUAAAAACGCGUGGAUGAGACCAGCAGGUCCCUUGGUCGCUUUCCACCUCCGUUUUCCCACCCAGCAAUUAACGACUGGGCUUUUGAGCUGCGAAAGAGAGGGGCAGCUCCUUGUACAGCCCACAGUGCCUGGCUCCGUGGGGCCAAAUCCGUGGGAUCGCCACCAAAGUGGGCACCUUGGUGGCUUUGAGGCACGCAGGGCUGGGACAGAGCCCCUGUGUCAUGGAUCAUGCUGGGACGUGGCUUCCCUGCUGGGCUCAGGGGCACCCACGUGUGUGGGGAUGCUGCUGGCUCAGGGCACAGGGUGCCACUGCUGUUUUUGGGGGCCAGUUGUGUAUUAUUCAGCAAUAAGCAUGAGUCAGUGCUGGUGGGGAAUCCCACUUUUCCAAAGGGUUGGACAGUCCCAGUAGCAUUUUACUUGUAGCCCGUGUGUUGUCACUGAGCUGGUGCAGGGUCAGUGCUGACCCAGGUGGAGAGGGAAGGAAAGGAAGGAAAUCACACAGCCAGUGGGUACCCACCACACCGAGGGGCAGCAGAGCUCAGCCUCGGGCAGGAAUCCAUCAGUGCCCACAGAUAAUUGUAGAAAUUCAAAUUGCCCAGAGAAGCUGUGACUGCCCCAUCCCUGGAAGUGCUCCCGGCCAGGUUGGACAGGGCUGGGAGCAACCUGGGAUAGUGGAAGGUGUCCCUGCCCAUGGCAAGGGGCUGGAAUGAGUGAGCUUUAAGGUCCAUUCCAACCCAAACCAUUCCAUGAUUCUAUGAUCAUCUCCAGGGCUUGCUAAUGAGCGUGGCUAAUGAGUGAGAAGGGAAGUUCUCCUGCCCUGGUGAGUCCCUGUGUGAACAAGGACAGCUGGGACUGGGGUACCUUUUCCUGGGAGAGAGCACGAAACAAAACUCACAUUUAUCCUGACUGCAAACCCAUCCUUCAUCAGAUUUUCAUUUUGUUCAUGUGUUCACUAAAAAGCUGAGAUGUCUGAAGAGGGAUGUGUGGCGUGGGAAUCAUCCCUUGGUCUCGGGGCGAGUGUGGGGGUUUGUAACACCAGGACACGUCUUUGCUGUGGAAAUCUGGGCUCAGUGGAGGCCCCACCCACGGGCAGCAGUGGGACUUUUGUACAUAAUAGGCUCAGGACCCUGCAUGUCCCUCUGGCCCUGUUUUUAACCCCUGUUGGCUGAUGCAUUUGUAAGGUCUUGUGGUCUUGUGGCCCUUCUGUCCCCGUACGAGCUGGAAAAUUACCUGGUGUGUUGUGACGUGUCUGUUUAUGAUAUAAAAUGAGAUGUCUACCUGUCUCUUUCUUGGA